UCAAUCAAUUUACAAUAGACAAUGAUUAAAAAAAUUAAAAUAAAAAAUCUACAUAAAAUUUUAUCACCCGAAACAAAAUAGCACAGGAAAUUAACUAAGGUAAAGAAACAUUAAAAGUUAAAGAAAAUUAAGUGUAACUAUAUAAACAAUAAUAUACAUUUAAAAUGAUCAAAUAAUUAUUUAAUUAUUAUGAUAAAAAAAGGUUAAAUAAGACGAUAAAAUUAUUAAGGCCUACGAAAGAAAUAGAAAAUAGAUAAAAAAUACUCUUGACUAAAAUAAUAAAACAUAAUAACAAUUCUAACAAAACUGACAUAAAGAUAGUAAGAAUAGUUGUUGGUUAAUAAUAAUAACACAUUUUAGAAUGAAUAAAAGUUAAAAUAGAUAGAUAGAUAAAAGAAUGAAAGAGAAUACAACAGUACAGUACAGUAAUGAGAAUGAGGCAGUAACAGUUAGAGGAGGAGUAAAGGAGGAGGUGAGAUAGGGGCUCUGUUUCCUCUGAAUGUUCUCUGAGUGUGGAGGUGAGAUAAUGUCAGACAGGCUGAGCAGAGCUCGAUCUGCAGGACUGAUAGAAGAAACUGCUCAACCCAGAUAAAACACACACACACACACACACUUUUCAGCUCCAGUCUCCACUACUGCAACAGGCUGACAGCACACUGCUGUUCUCUUCAGAAGCGGAGAUAAUCAUGGCUACUGAAGAAAACGGGGAUUCCUCCAGGUGUUUCCUUGUGGGGAAGAAGACUGAUAUCAUUGAGGCCAAACGCAUCAACCUUACAGUGGGAGACAGAGACAUAAUCGUCAUUCAUCACCAGGGAACUUUCUACUCCAUGGAUCAGCACUGCUACCAUGCUGGUGGACCUUUGUUAAAUGGAGAUAUUGAGGAAUUCAACAGCAUGCUGUGCAUCGUGUGUCCGAAGCACAAGUACAAGAUGAGUCUGGAAGAGGGCGAGGGGAUUUACAAGGCCUCUAAUCCUAAAGAGCCAGAGCAGCCGGCGCGCUGGUAUUCUAAAGGCAUAAAGCAGCGAGUGCACAAGGUGACGGAGGUAGACGGGAACAUCUUCGUGACGCUGUCUGACUGUCCCGGCUGGAUUGAGUCAGACUAUUACCAGGGAGAAAAGGGCAGGGAGGAGCUGAAGAAAGCACUGGCUGAAAAAUCAAACUGCUAGGAGUCUGAGACGAGCUCUUCAGAACACUCUGAGAAACUGGACAUGGACUGUUGUGUAAACUACACUAAAUGUUUUGUGGAUUUGUGGACGACCCUUCUAAUAAAUGCAUUCAUUUACUUUAAAGAUUUUGCAACCAUUGCUGACACAGAUGUGCAGAUAAACAUACAGCUCUGGAAAGAAAUAAGAGACCACUUAAAAAUGAUGAGUUUCUUUGAUUUUACCAAAUUGAAAACCUCUGGAAUAUAAUCAAGAGGAAGAUGGAUGAUCACAAACCAUCAAACCACCAAACUGAACUGCUUGAAUUUUUGCACCAGGAGUAAAGCAGCAUAAAGUUAUCCAAAAGCAGUGUGUAAGACUGGUGGAGGAGAACAUGAUGCCAAGAUGCAUGAAAAAAAACUGUGAUUAAAAAACAGGGUUAUUCCACUAAAUUUAAAACAAAAACCAUACUAAAAUAGGAACUUGUUUUCUUUGUAUUAUUUGAGGUCUGAACGUUCUGCAUCUUUUUUUGUUAUUUCAGACAUUUCUCAUUUUCUGCAAAUAAAUGCUCUAAAUGACAGUAUUUUUAUUAGACAUUUGGGAGAAAUGUUGUCUGUGGUUUAUAGAAUUAAUAAAUAAAACAGCAAUGUUCAUUUUA
Molecule: messenger RNA, 1800 nt
Organism: Astyanax mexicanus (Mexican tetra)
Lineage: Eukaryota; Metazoa; Chordata; Actinopteri; Characiformes; Acestrorhamphidae
Gene: rfesd
Product: Rieske (Fe-S) domain containing
Exons: 4
Coding region: 687-1166 (159 amino acids)
Molecular function (GO): 2 iron, 2 sulfur cluster binding
Source: RefSeq, a predicted model, not a curated record